Messenger RNA from Necator americanus (New World hookworm), 498 nucleotides. RefSeq lists its product as uncharacterized. Lineage: Eukaryota; Metazoa; Nematoda; Chromadorea; Rhabditida; Ancylostomatidae. The record is from RefSeq and is a predicted model, not a curated record. The coding region runs from base 1 to 498 and encodes 165 amino acids. The transcript has 3 exons.
AUGCCACGGAUCUCCCUCACUAGAGGGAUCAAAGCCGGGGAUGGACUCCCUAUUUCUGCUGAGCCAAGACUGACUCAUGACAUCCUUGUAUCCCGCACGUCGGUCCGGCCAAAAGCCUGCAAUCAAAUGACUGGUAGGUGCAAGGGAGGCGGUUUGGAGUCGCCUCCAACAAAUAAGCUCCACAUGUCCACUCCGGGAGAACGAAAGUUCUCCCAGAAACUCAUGGGACUAGAGGCUUGCAACCUGCCUGUGGGAAAGCCUGGUACGGUAGCGUCAGGUAGGACGGGGUUGCAGGAGUCAUGUAGGCUACCAAAACGGAAAAGGACUAGGAUGGCGAUCUGUACUUAUAACGCACGUACGCUUGCAUCGGAAGCGGCCAUCGAAGAUCUGAUGAUGCAAGCCAAGAAGAUCAAGUACGACGUCAUCGGACUGACCGAGACGAGACGACACGUCACCCUCUCAACGCCGUUUAUGAAACUGGAGAAGAACUGUUCUUAG